Molecule: messenger RNA, 1238 nt
Organism: Aptenodytes forsteri (emperor penguin)
Lineage: Eukaryota; Metazoa; Chordata; Aves; Sphenisciformes; Spheniscidae
Gene: CCDC102B
Product: coiled-coil domain containing 102B
Exons: 6
Coding region: 66-1238 (390 amino acids)
Source: RefSeq, a predicted model, not a curated record
ACACAUGUGUCUGUAACUGAGAAGCAAGAGGAGCCCAGCAAACCCAGAGGGAGUGAAAUUAGAUUAUGAAUCAAAACAUGAAUUUAGGCUCCAUUCAGAAACUAAUGGAAGAGACGCAGGUUUUUGGGACCCAACCAAGACAACCUUAUAAAUUAGCUGGAGGUUGCCAAACAACUGGCCAUCUGUGUAAUUCAAAUCUGCCAUCUCAAAGUUUCUACCCAUAUUCACCUCAUUAUCCAUACAUGCAUACAAAUUACAGCAGUGAUUGGGAAAUUUUUGAAGCAGUAAGAAUUCAGGAACUGGAAGAAGUCAAAGCCAGAGCUGCCCAAAUGGAGAAGACCAUGCGCUGGUGGUCAGAUUGUACCGCGAACUGGAGGGAGAAAUGGAGCAAAGUUAGAGCAGAAAGAAAUAAAGCCCGAGAGGAAGCAAGACAAUUGAGAAUCAAAUUAGACAGUGUUGUAAAAGAACUGAGUACGCUUAAAAAAAAAAAUCACGAUUUAGUAAGUGAGAAGAAAAAUGUAACUGCUUGGAAAACAGAAUUCAGUUGCUCAGAAAAAUCUUGUAUUAAAAAAGACCUAAACCAGUUAACAUUUCUGGAACAAGAACCUGUGAAAGGACUGAGCAAAACCAAUGAAAUUCCUGGGGCAGAAGACACAAAGAAGGAUGUAGAGGUAAUCAAAGACCAAAGCAAUCACAAUAAAAAAAUCACUCCAAAGACUCCUGAUUCCUUUCCCAAUGGAGUUCCCAGCAUCUGUUUGGAGGACCCUAAAAAAAGUUUGGACAGUACAGCUAAGACAACAGAGAAUGAUUUAAUACACGUUUCAGCCUUGCGUUUGCAUUUGGCUGAGAUGCAGAAAAUCUUACAGAAGGAAAGAGAAAUGAAUGUAUUUCUGGAAAGAGAAAUGGAUAAGAUAGAAAAUGAAUUAUUUCUUUGGAAAUGGAAAUAUGAAGAACUGAGACAAACCAAACUGGAUAGCCUGAAACAGCUGGAAAGACUGCAGUUUGAGAAUACCUCUGAAUGGGGAAAGAGAGAGAGACUUGAAGCAGAAAAGCAAAGUUUGGAAGAAGAGAACAGAAGAUUGAAGUUGCAGGUAAAAGAAAUUCAGGGACUUUUGAAGACGAAAAAUAAAGCAACACUAACUAAAUCGAGUUGUGAUCACCAAAAUGCACAAAGUAAGCUGCUGGUUAAAGAUAAGUCAGAAAUAUCAAUCAAGAAGUCAUUUAGCAGGAACCCUUAG